This is a messenger RNA of Marchantia polymorpha subsp. ruderalis, 3304 nucleotides long. NCBI's taxonomy places the organism in Eukaryota, Viridiplantae, Streptophyta, Marchantiopsida, Marchantiales, Marchantiaceae. The record is from the annotation of a GenBank genome assembly.
AAACAUUGAAGACUAGGCCCGCGGGUCUCCAAUUGCAAGGUGGAGGAGAUCUGAGAGAAUUGAAGCUGCUCUGCUCUGCGCCUGGCUGCACUUAGCGCACUGCAGUGUCCUUCUACUCUCAGAUCAGAGCUCCGCUGCUCGUCCCAGGACGGAACUCUGCUCCGCUCUUCGGUCUAGUCUGGCAGAUCUGAGGCGUCGAGAGCAGGAGUGCCACCAGGCGAGGUCGGGAAACGCAGCAGAGCCACCAGCCGCAGCCUCAGCAGCAGCAGCAGCUGCAGAGUGACUGACUGACGGACCCAUCCGAGGGAGGGAGGACGGGAGGGCGGGCCUGGUCUCUGGAAGUACGACCCUGGGAGAGGAGACGAGAGGCGAGGAGAAUUAGACGAAACUGAUCUGGCCACGGAAAAGGAAAAGGGCAAGGGACCGUUGUAAGAUCAUUAUGACAGCGCCAGUCUGAGGCGCAUUUCCGACAAGCGUCAUAGCGCGAGGGCGUAGGCAGCAUUGGCCGACUCGUAGCUGGCCUGGUGUAGGCUCGGCAGCGGCGCGAUCGGCAUCCGCAGCCCAUUCCAUUCGUCGUCCCGUCACAGCCUCCGCCUAAUUUCGUUGGGUCUGCGGCCGCAGGUGCAGUCGACUAGUCAGGACCGCCAGAAUGAUUAUGAUCAUCGUCCUCUGCUUGCUCUUCUAUUUACUGGGCCACCUUUGGCACUGGUGCCUCACCGGCAAGCCCAUCCACCGGGUCCCAUCGAUGGGCAAGUCCAUGCACAAGGUUGCAUCUCGCCAACGCAUAAAUCGUACUGAACUUCCCGUAUAGCACCCGAUCCCCGCUAGUCGAGAGCCGUUGCCGGUGGGGGGAGGAGCGAGCCCCCCUAAAAAAGUGUCAUUACUGCUCCCAUUCUCAUAUUCCCCAUCUCCAUCUCCAUCAUCAUUCGCCAUCUCUCCCUUCCCUUCUCUUACACACUCUCUCUCUCUCUCCACUGCACUCCGCAACAGUCCAGCCAUUGCGGUUUACUUCCACCACCACCAUCACCACGACGCAGACCCGGCUUCUUCUUCUUCUCGCGCUUCCUCGUUUUUUCCAUCCACUCCACAAUGCCUGUGUCGUAUUGAGGCCUUGUAUUCUCAUCAUCAUUCAAUGACAUUACCUACCUGAUUCAUUUCGAUCCUCCAUUUUUCAACGAUCUUCUGGACAACACCUACUACUACCUGGCAGCGGCGGACGACCGAAGUACAGUUGCACAUUUGGACCUGCGGACUUGCCAUGCCAUGCCCUGCUCUGCUCUACUCUGCCCUCUCUGUCCAACCUCUUCGUCUGACGGUCGUUGACAGCCCGGGUCGUCGUGGAUCCCCACCACCACCAUCCAUCUAUCCAUCUAUCUAUCAAUCUAUCGCAACACCUCCUCUCCUCUCUGCUGCUUGCUGACUUACAUCUGCUCCGCUGCUCUUGCCACUCACUCUCUCACUCAUUCCAUCUACUCUACUCUUGAGCUAGCUCGGCUCAUGCCGCCUGCGGCUGGUGUGCAGUCAGUCCCACGAGAUACUGCGUUCUCUCGAGGCUUUAUACUUCUCUGCAGAUCUGCCCCACUUUUGUUCUCACGUCGUCCGGGCGAGCGAGCGAGCGGCACGGUGCUCUGCUGGUGCUCUGCUGGUGCUAUUGUGGAACAGUAAAUAGCUCCGAGUCAAACCUCUUGUUGUCGUUGUUGUCGCUCUUCAGCUCUCCGGUGACGAGGUGGGAGCAGGGCGGGUCAAUCUAAGCAGCUCGAAGGAAGAGCUCGGAGGAUAGCGCGUGUUCGUUCGGUCGUCGUUCCGCGGCGCGAAAUCUUUCGUUUAUUCAUUCAUCCAUCCCUCUGCCACAUUUCUUUCCUUUCAGCAUCUGCAUUAUCUGGGCUCUCUCCCUCUCCUUUUCUUUCUUCGUUCAUUCUUUUUGCAAAAGUGUGCAGAGCCUGCGUGUGAGUGAAGUGAGCUUCGAGGCAACCGAGCGAAAAAACCGUUUUGAUUUCCCCUCCCCCCCUUCCUUCAUUUCCUCCUCGCACUCAUUCAUUCUUUUGCUCUGGUCGAAGCCGAGCAGAUCGAGGGCUUCGUGCCGGACAGAGCCAAUCAAUCUCGAGUCAAUCAAUAUUCUUAGAAACAGAAAUCAUUCAUUCUUCAGGCCAUAAUCGAAAUUGCAGUGUGUGCCUGCGUGGGCCAGCGGAGCGAGUGCGUGCGUCGUUGCAUCCCAUCUCGCAUCGUCGACUGCCCGACGGGUGCUGCGGGCGAGCGACCAUAUCUGCGACGAGUUGUCAGAUCGAGGCAGCCCCCGAAACGGGACCGAAACAAAAAAAAACUGCUCCGGAAAUUUACACCAGCAGCAGCACUGCACUAGUAGCAGAGAGAUCCGACGACCACGACCAUGGGCGGAGCCGCCAAGGACGAGGAGAAGGUGUCGAUCAAGCCUCACGCGUCGUCGUCCGUGGCUUCGGAGGACGCUGAGGUGAAGGUCCCGCUGCCGCUGUACCGGAGGAGGGCGUGCCAUAUUUGCUGCGGAAUAAGCACCGCCCUGCUCCUGGCGUUCGUCAUUCUCAUCCUCAUCCUCAGCUUCACGGUCUUCAAGGCCAAAGACCCUCGGAUCACUGUCACGGGAAUGUCUCUGCAGAGCUUCGCGGCCAGCCUCGACCCAAUUCGCCUGAGCUGGAGGCUGGACGUCUCGCUGCACCUCAACGUGACAGUCCGCAAUCCGAACGUGGCGAGCUUCAAGUACGAGAACAGCAGCACGUAUCUGUUUUACCGCGGGCUCGAGGUGGGUCGUGCGGCCAUCCCUGCAGGCAAGGUCGAGGCCAAGAAGUCGUCGGAGUUUUCCACGUACCUGGAGAUCAAAGCGGUGGACGUGCCCAAUGACGCCAAUCUCACCGGCGAUGUCACGGCGGGGAUCAUUCCCGUGUCCACUUACUCCAGGAUCCGUGGGCGGCUGAACGUGAUCAACAUCUUCAAGCGACACGCCAUCUCCACGAGCGACUGCUCCGCCAAUUUGAUCAUCUCCAACACCACUCUCAGAGAUUUCAAAUGCGUCUAUACUUUGAAGAUGUAGUAGCGCGAUUCGACGACGUCGUCCACAUGAUGAUGAUGAUGAUGAUUAUGUGACCCGACCCGACCCGACCUUGCAGGAAUCGCUCGAGCUCCUGAACUUGCUACGCUUCGCCCGACUCCGGAACCUCCCCGCCCCGGCAGCAGCCGGUGCUCUGCGUUCCGCCGUCGCUGAGCGAGCCUGUACAUUCUUUGCUGAUGACUUCCAGAAUUUCAAUCUACGCAUAACAUUUAUCACCAAACCGGC